GCGAACACGAGCCCUACUUCACCAGCUUGUACGCCUCCAGCAAUGACUCUAGGGCAAGGGAAACGCGCAAAUCAUCGGCGGUCGAAGAAAGGCUGCGCCACAUGCCGGCAACGAAGGAUCAAGUGCGACGAGAUGCGCCCAACGUGCAUGCGUUGCACUAAGGCCAAGCUCCAUUGCAAUUAUACCACUACAUUCAAAGCCACGAGCCCUGUCGAUGUGUCGAACAACGGGAGGAGGGUAGAGCGGGUUCUACUGCCCAAACGGGACAUGUCGAGCUUGACGAUCCUCCGACCCACUGCUACCCUGCCAGGCGAAACCGACGUUGAGAACCAGUAUCUCAAGUACUUCCACCAGGAAACGACUUCUGACUUCCCAAGCACGUGGGACUGGUCCGUGUGGAAUCGCCUCAUGCUGCAGGGCUGUCACCACGAAGCGUUCAUCCGCGAUGCAGUUGUCGCCAUCGGCGCGCUGCACAAAUCCCUUCGCACGUCGGCGAUGGUCAGCUCAAAUGGGAGGAGCACGGAAGAGCUAGCGAAGCUGCAGCGACAGUUUGCGUAUCAGACGUAUGGCCGAGCGUUGAAAAAGAUUCAGCAUGCGAUCGACACCGGAUCUGGGCCGCGUGACGCGCUCAUCGCAUGCCUGCUCAUUGUGUGCUUCGAGUCGCACAACGGCGACCGCUACAAUGCCGGUAUCCACGCCCAACACGGCCUCCGCAUCUACCAUCAGUUACCGCUCAAAGACCGUCCCUCUGAAGUGGAAGACGACAUCGCCGAUGCCUUCCGCAACCUCGACAUCACCAUCUCGACCGUCUACGAUGACCGCGAUGUCGAGACGCAUGAAGCGCUCCUCGAUGAAGACGCCUCAAUCGCGGCCGCCAUGCCCCUCGCCUUCACCACCCUCGACGAAGCAAAGCGCUACUGGCACGUCAUCAUGCGGCGCUGCUGCCACUUCAUCCCGACCACGUGGGCGCACACCUCGCCGUCCUCUCUCAUCCGGCCCUUCCAAAACCCCAUCCCUGGCUCCUUCACCACAACGGUAGGCACAAACAUCCACACCGCGUCGUUCCGAAUCACGCCGGUGCUCGAAGCACAGCAAAGCGCCUACUACGCCGAGAUGUGCGCUUGGAUUCUCGCCUUCGCGCCCGUGCUCGCUCGCAUCCGGCGCAGCACCGCCUCCACGCUGCGCGAUUACGUGACCGCAUCGAUGCUGCAGAUCCAGGCGCUCAACGGAAAAGUCACGCUGGCCGGCCUUCUGUACGUCGGCGAAAUGGGGUACGACGACCAUAUCUCCGACUUCGCUUCCAUCAUCUCCCUGUCGCACGACAUCCUCCGCAUCCGCAACGCGGGGUCCUCAACGUCUUACUUCAGUGGCCUCUUUGUGCUGGACCUCGGGCUCAUCGUGCCGCUGUUCACACUGCUGCUGAAAUGCCGCGACCGCGUGCUGCGGUACCAAGGCAUCGAGAUCCUGAAGCAGUGGCACGUCGAGGGAUGGUGGGAUCCGCUGCUCAUCAUCGCAAUAUGCAAGUGCAUUAUCGAUGUUGAGGAAGAGGAGAUGGUGGGCGGGAUGAUUCCGGCGGAAGCGAGGGCGACGCUGACGGGGAAGUGCCAUCGGCCGCCGGAGAGGAGGAUGUUGGUGCAGUGCGUGCAGAGGAGGAAGGAGGGACUGCGGUGGGUGGAGCGGCUUGUGGAGUGGUAGAGGUGGGCAUCAGUCGGUGGUGUCCUGGCCUGGAGAUGUGUAUUCCCACGACUAUCGAUGUGAUUGGACGUUGGGAUGAGUAGAGAUGACUGAGUGUGUAUAUUCAGGGUCCCAUGUGGUGCAGAGUCACGUGCAGCCGCUGGCGCAGCCGCCGAACGUUCCAAACACU
Paraphaeosphaeria sporulosa is the source of this 1864-nucleotide messenger RNA. RefSeq lists its product as uncharacterized. Lineage: Eukaryota; Fungi; Ascomycota; Dothideomycetes; Pleosporales; Didymosphaeriaceae. Bases 133 to 1695 code for a protein of 520 amino acids. The transcript has a single exon. The record is from RefSeq and is a predicted model, not a curated record.